AUGGAAGAAUCCCAUCAUGCAUCAUCAUCGUCAUCAUCCAGCCGUGAUCAAAGACAUCCAUCUUCUUCGACAUCAUAUGCAUGGAGACAUCAUCAUCAUCCCAACAGCGACAGGAACGACCAACCGGGAUAUGCGCAAGAAGUGAAACAUAUAACGCAAUAUGCAAGUCAUCAGUCUCAUCGAGUCGCCGAUUCAACAACAACGCCACUGAUGGGUACCUUGCUACCUCCUCGUGGUUUGCCAGGCAUGAGAGUCUUUGUUUACCUACCAAUCUCUUUUCUUCAACAUGGUCGACACUUUAAACUUGCAUUCAAUCGUACGCUGGUGGAUACGCAGUUGACGUAUGCUGGCGAGGUAGUCACCCUGACGGCUUACGUCCCAUAUCGCGAAAGUACACAAGCUCAAAACAAUAUCGUUCACGUGACUCUUUGCUUGGUUGAAGGGCAAGAGGUGCGUAAUCAAUGGGAUCUUGGCGAAUUUACCUAUGAGCAGCAUCCACCUCUCUUUAGCGAGCCAUGGUCUACUCAUCCCAUUUCUGCUCUUGCUGUAAGCCAAAGAGGAUCAUCGGUGUCACAUUCAUGCAGCAACAACAAUAGCGCAUCUACAAGUGCGGCCGUGCAUGAUACUCGAGCAACCAGUGGUGGUGGUGGGGAUUCCACAACUUUGGAUCCUGGCGCAUCUCCGUUACAUGCUACAACGACGUACGAUGGUAAAGGGCCAUCUAGUAAUAGCAUCUUGUCCUUCCGCUCACAGUUCAGGGUCGAGCCCCAUCGAGUUGUUGCACCAACAGAGGUCCUACAUCAACAUCCACAACAACAGCAACCCUCUCGUCAAUCAAGCAAAAGAAGCAAAAGAAGACCAGAAUCAAACAUCAAUACGGCAUCACAAGGAGAGAGGGAAACAUCCAUUAUCCCACCCGCUGUCCCCUAUGAGUUUUAUUUGUCGUUGCCAUUGACGGUGGGCUUCGAGAUGCUUGACGACUUUGAGGACAUUUUGAAAAAUUGGUCUGAAACAGAGAUCAAAGAAUCACGUCGAGUCGUUUGGUUUUCGCGAGUGAACAGCGUUGCUGAUAUAAGACAACAACAAGAGCGACGUAUGCGUGAUGCCAAUAACCAUGUUGUGGUAUACUGCAAAUGUGCGCCAGCGGAUAUACAAUUUCCACUGAUCACCAACGAGGUUGGCGACAUGCAGGGAAAAGGAGCACUCGUAUCAUGCAUUGCUUGGGAAGGGGAGCACUACGUGACAUCAGUAGACGUGAUCAAGAUUCUUGAAGAAAUGCUUAACAAGUCGUUCACCGUGCAAUCCAAAAACCGGGUUCGUCGUAAUUUGGAAGGGUUCAAGCCUAUCACAGCUAGCAAGCACAAACCUGAGACCGUUAGCUUGUUCAAACUUAUCAUGGGGUUCAAUCAUCCACGACCUCGCAAUAUUGAAAAGGACAUCAAGGUCUUUUAUUGGCGCACACUUCCUGUUGCAUUGAACAAGGUGAUUGACAAGUACUUUUUGGAAUCACUCUCCACCCGCAUUGCACCCAAGAAUGCAUCCAAUCACGAUCGUCCCUUGUUGAGAACAACGUUAUCUUUUCCAACGACAUCGCGUGCGAAAACGACUCCUUCCUCCACACGUCAUCCUCGUGCAUCUUCAUCACUUGAUGGUAACAAGGAUACCAAAUCCAAGGACACGCCACCUCAAUAA
Molecule: messenger RNA, 1692 nt
Organism: Lichtheimia ornata
Lineage: Eukaryota; Fungi; Mucoromycota; Mucoromycetes; Mucorales; Lichtheimiaceae
Exons: 3
Coding region: 1-1692 (563 amino acids)
Cellular component (GO): nucleus
Source: RefSeq, a predicted model, not a curated record